AGACAGAAAAGAAAAAGAAAAGAAAACGUUCUGCCAUGAACAUCGUCAAAUACCUUACCGGCCUCGUAUGGCGCGCGCCUGAGUGCCAAUCUCAGAACAGCCCUAUACUUCAGCUGCCAGUCGAACUGCUUCUUAACAUAUUUCAUUUCCUUCCUCCUUACAGUCGACUACUCGUCUACCAAACCUGUCGGGCCCUACGAGCAAUCGUUCAUCGAAACUUCGUUGCCGGGAGGGGAGUGAUCCUGGUUACAAUGGAGCACAGACUGAUCUAUCUCACUCAUCUCGCCAGGUCUCUGCCUGAUCGAUGGGUUUGUGCCAAAUGUUGCAAACUUCAUCCAACUAACAGGUGGGAUACGCCAUCAUCUUGGUUAUAUAGACCAAGAUGUGGAGAUGGCUACGAUUGGAGUUCCGAUGAACACAGCGAAUCCCGCAUAUUUUUUAAUUAUCAACAUUCUGCAUCGCAUAGACACAUUGAACUCACGCUCAAGUACGCUCGAUUGAAUAGCUCAAAGAGAGCACAUCAGAAACAUCUCAAAAGACUUCUUACAGCACAUCACGCCAUCAGUAUUCGCGUAGCUGAAGGCAUUCAACUCAAACGCUCUUUUUACCCUAAGGUUGUAGAUGGAAGAUAUUUACUUCUUACCGUCCAGACUUAUCUUGGGGUUGGAAGUAAUCUUAUAUCACAACAGUCUAUAGAUUGGAUUCAAAUUUGUCCUCAUCUGACUGCCCUGGGUGUAUUUUCCUUGUCGAGAGAUCAUAGGAUGCAUCUAGGGAAGAUUAUAUACUUGGCUUUCGCAGCGCCAGCGAAUACUCCAAUUUUUGAAUCCUGCUCUUCUUGUGGAACAGAUUUCUCUGUACAGGCAUCACCAAAGCGAGCUACUGUAUGCAUAUGGCAAGAUUUAGGUCCGGAAGGAUCAGUAUAUGAUUCAGAGUGGGCGGCGAUAGUACGCGAGACGACAAAAAUCUAUCACCGGCCUGGAAGCAUUCGGGAGCUAUAUGGCCAGCAUGAGCACAAUGGUGAACUCUUACAGAUAGUCCCCAAGCCAGUUGUCUUCUAG
Molecule: messenger RNA, 1058 nt
Organism: Trichoderma harzianum CBS 226.95
Lineage: Eukaryota; Fungi; Ascomycota; Sordariomycetes; Hypocreales; Hypocreaceae
Exons: 1
Coding region: 36-1058 (340 amino acids)
Molecular function (GO): protein binding
Source: RefSeq, a predicted model, not a curated record